AUGAACUCAAGAGUUGAUUCUGCCUAUGAGAUAGGUGCUCGGGCUUUUGUCAAUGCUGUUAGUGCUAAGUUAGGAGUAAAUGGGAAGAUUGUAUGUCCAUGUGCCCGAUGCCGCAAUCUAGAUCGGCAUACAAGUGAGGAGGUUGUCUCUCAUUUGGUUAUAAAUGGAAUGGAUGGCGCUUACAAGGUACGCACGGAUUGGUUUCACCAUGGAGAAGGUAACUCUGUUUCUGUAGUGGAAGGUGAAGAUAGAUUGAGAUAUGCUGAGAUCCUUAGUUUAUAUGAAGCUGCAAAAUGUUUAGAUGAAGAUUUAGCCAUUAGUGGAUCACAGUUACGUGAGUCAGUUGAGGGUGAGGACAGGAAAGAAGAUGAGUUUCUAGCAAAACUUGCAGAGGCUAAAACCCCUUUGUAUCCAACGUGUUCGAGUCAUAGCAAGCUAUCAGCUGUUGUUUCGUUGUUUAGGAUAAAGUCUCAGAAUGGGUGGUCAGACAAGAGCUUUGAUGACUUACUGCAAACACUGCCAAACAUGUUACCUGAAGACAACGUGUUGCACACCUCAACCUAUGAUGUGAAGAAGUUUUUGAAAUAUUUUGAUAUGGGAUAUCAAAAGAUUCAUGCUUGUGUGAACGACUGCUGCUUAUUUAGGAAGAAGCUUAAGAAGGCUGAGAGAUGCCCAAAAUGCAAGGCGUCUAGAUGGAAGACCAACUUGCACACUGGUGAAGUCAAGAAGGGUGUUCCCCAGAAGGUUUUGAGAUACUUCCCAUUAAUACCUCGUCUGAAAAGGAUGUUCAGAUCGGAGCAACUUGCAAUGGACUUAAGAUGGCAUUUCAGUAACAAGAGCACAGAUGGGAAACUGCGCCAUCCAGUAGACUCUGUUACUUGGAAGUCAAUGAAUGACAAGUAUCCGUCGUUUGCAGCGGAGGAGAGGAACUUGCGACUUGGGCUUUCAACCGAUGGGUUUAAUCCCUUCAAUAUGAAGAGCAGCCGAUACAGUUGUUGGCCUGUGUUACUGGUUAAUUACAACAUGGCUCCUGACCUAUGUAUGAAGGAGGAGAACAUCAUGCUCAGUCUACUGAUUCCAGGACCGCAUCAACCGGGUAAUAGUAUAGAUGUUUACCUAGAACCCCUUAUAGAAGAUUUAAAUCAUCUGUGGUGCAUAGGCGAGUUAACUUACGACGCAGUCAGUAAGACAACAUUUACGCUUAGGGCAAUGCUUCUUUGGACUAUUAGUGAUUUCCCAGCGUAUGGGAAUCUUGCUGGUUGUAAAGUGAAGGGUAAAAUGGGUUGUCCUAUAUGCGGGAAGCACACAAAUAGUUUGUGGCUGAAACAUAGCAGGAAAUUUGCUUUUAUGUGUCACCGUAAAAGUUUGCCUCCACUACAUAGUUUCAGAGCAAAGAAGUCUUGGUUUGAUGGAAAAACUGAACAUGGGACAAAGGGGAGGAUACUCACUGGUAGGAAUGUCUCGUUUGUGCUAAGAAAUUACAAGAAUGUUUUUGGUAAUAGAAAACAGUCUGGGAAAAAGAGAGCUGCUAGAGUUGAGAUACCAUCUGAUAACGAGGACGAAGUCAGUGAAUCUGAUGAAGAUGAAGAUUUAGGAGACAAAGACGAUGAGUAA
Messenger RNA from Raphanus sativus (radish), 1614 nucleotides. RefSeq lists its product as uncharacterized. Bases 1 to 1614 code for a protein of 537 amino acids. NCBI's taxonomy places the organism in Eukaryota, Viridiplantae, Streptophyta, Magnoliopsida, Brassicales, Brassicaceae. The transcript has a single exon. The record is from RefSeq and is a predicted model, not a curated record.